Messenger RNA from Megalops cyprinoides (Indo-Pacific tarpon), 765 nucleotides. Its product is annotated as interleukin-8-like. Gene Ontology annotation, biological process: inflammatory response; chemokine-mediated signaling pathway; antimicrobial humoral immune response mediated by antimicrobial peptide. Bases 102 to 407 code for a protein of 101 amino acids. Gene Ontology annotation, cellular component: extracellular region. NCBI's taxonomy places the organism in Eukaryota, Metazoa, Chordata, Actinopteri, Elopiformes, Megalopidae. The transcript is spliced from 4 exons. Gene Ontology annotation, molecular function: chemokine activity; CXCR chemokine receptor binding. The record is from RefSeq and is a predicted model, not a curated record.
GAGGACUCAGUCAGACUCAGCGGGAGCUCUGAGAGAACAGCAGGAACACUCACGCUUACCUGGCUCAGACCUGCAGACUUCCCUCCUUGCCAGUGACCGCCAUGAACCACAAAGUCACAACCAGCGCUCUCGUCCUCUGCUUGGUCUUCAUGUCCGUCGCAGAAGGUGGCCUUUCUGGAGACAUGCGUUGCCGCUGCCCAAAAACACAGAGCAAGCUCAUCCCUCGCAAAGACAUCAAGAACCUGGAGCUCAUCCCAGCGGGCCCGCACUGCAAGGUGGCAGAAAUCAUUGCUACAAUGAAGGGAGGAAAACAACAAAGUGUGCAGAUAUGCCUGGAUCCAAAAGCCCAGUGGGUGGCAAACAUGAUUGAAAAAAUGACAGCAAAAAUGAACGCAAAAAAGAAGUAGAUGAAACCCACUCCGUUUUCAUCUCAGGACAGCAUGCUGACUGUUUGAAAUGGAAUGCUUCACACUUUGUCAUGACAGGCCAUUCAGCUGUAUCUCCACUCAAUAAAGUGAAAUUCUGCUAAAUACAUGUAUGCUAUUUUCAACCACUAAAUAGCACACUGUUUUAUGAUGUAUAUAUCAUGUCGUGAGUAUUAGAUUAUCACAUCCUUGCUGCUGUUUGUGUUUGUGGCAUUUUAGUGAAUAAUAUAAAUUUGAUGCCCAGCUCAGUUUUCAUGUUCUCGUGUGAAGGACUCUGAACGUUAACUAAAUGGACAUGGGAAUAUAAAAUUAGCCACUCAGUAUUAUUGAUGUGCAAAGG